Molecule: messenger RNA, 177 nt
Organism: Guyanagaster necrorhizus
Lineage: Eukaryota; Fungi; Basidiomycota; Agaricomycetes; Agaricales; Physalacriaceae
Exons: 2
Coding region: 1-177 (58 amino acids)
Source: RefSeq, a predicted model, not a curated record
AUGACAUCAGUAGGGCCAUACCAUAGCAGCCAUCCGCACAUCCGCUCCACGGUCCAAAUCCAACAUCUAACAGAGAAGAGCGAUCAACCAACUUGUAAUGCGUAUCACGCCCUCCUGGUGCGGAUGUGGACAUCAAAUGAUCAAUACGACCCUCCACGAAGCAUGCAUCCGCAUUAA